UAGAUUAAAGACGAUCUUUGUUGCCUCCAUCAGUCUGCAGCAGCAUCCGGAGCUUUCAGCCAUUUUCCACCUGUUUCAUUUGGCUGCAGAAUACGAUCCUCCUCGCCUUCGACACCGGCUGUCGUCACACCCCUCUCCGCUGGACCAGCUGUUGGGAUGCAGACAGUGUUCGGACAGAUGAGCGAGCAGCACCCGGUAAAUCUGUGCUGGAGUCCGCUAGAGCUGAACCGGUGAAGCAUCAUGGGCAGUGGCUGAUGAUCAAACCAACUACGGGCCAACUGCUGACACACCAACUUGGCAUGGAUCAGGCUUCAAGUUUAAAUUCUCUGAAGAAGCUGGCAGCGGAACCAGACUACACUGACGUGACGUUGACAGCAGCAGAGCGUGUGCGAGCUCUGGCAAAAAUGGGAUGCUGCAUAGAAAUUAAUGAGGAUAUUGAACCCAGACGCUACUUCCGCUCCGGAGUGGAGAUGGAGCGCAUGGCAGCAGUUUACCUGGAGGAGGGCAGCCUGGAGAAUGCAUAUGUCCUCUACACCAAGCUCAUCACGCUGUUUGUGGAGAAGUUGCCAAACCACAGGGAUUACAAACAGUGUUCGGCCAUCCCAGAAAAGCAGCUCAUCAUGAAGAAACUCCAAGAAGUCGCUUUUCCUCGGAAGGAGGCGCUGAAAAAACGUCUUCAGGAGAAAUACACCAAGGAGCAUUCAGAGUACCUCAGAGUGCAGGGCCAGGCCAUGAAGGUGGAUGGGUGUGGUCAGCACCUGCAGCAGCUCUCUUUGUUGGACGAGGACAGACAGCGCCUCUUGCUGCUGGAGGAGGAGAAGCAGCGAGUAGCAGCACUGCGACGGAUGCAGAUAGAGUCAGAACAGUUUCGCUACUUUGAGGAUCAGCUGAGGCGUCAGGAGCUGGCUAAUAAGAGAGGAGAGGAGGCAAUGCUGAAGGUGCAGACCAAAGUGCCUGAGGUCUCAGAUGGCUGCUGUUUGUCUAAGCAGUCGAUCAAAAGCAGCGUAUAUUCUCAGAGGGUGGACCCAAACAGAAACAGGUCUGUGACUGUGACCCAACCAGUUGCGGCGUUAGCAGGAAUACACAAUCAGAGGGUGGAGGGUCUGAGGCGGGUGGUGAUUCCCAGAGAUCUGACGUAUCGGUUCCUCCUGCUGGCUGACUCCAACACGGCCAGAGGAAUAGAAACCUGCGGUGUCCUCUGUGGACGGUUGACCCAUAACGAAUUUGUGCUGACUCAUGUGGUGAUCCCAAAACAAUCAGCUGGACCGGAUUUCUGUGACAUGGAAAAUGUGGAGGAGCUGUUUGGAUUCCAGGACCAACAGAACCUGCUAACAGUGGGGUGGAUUCAUACCCAUCCCUCCCAGACUGCAUUCCUGUCCAGUGUGGACCUCCACACUCACUGUUCCUACCAGCUGAUGCUUCCGGAGGCGCUGGCCAUUGUUUGUGCUCCAAAACACAAUGAUAUGGGUGUGUUCAGACUCACUGGUGCGGGCAUGUUGGAAGUUUCUCGAUGCAGACAAAAAGGUUUCCAUCCCCACUCCAAGGAGCCUCCUCUGUUCAUGGUCUGUAAGCACGUGGUGGUCAAGGACUACAAACUCAACCUGUUGGACCUCAGAUGACAGAAGGAAAGCACUGCCCUUCUGUUUACUGCCAUGCUUUUGUGCUAAAGAGGAAGCUGUAAACUCAUUGCCUUUGUUUGUGUGAACCUAUCGGCUGCUCUCACAGUGGCACAUCUCUGUUUUUCUGCUUCUUGUAUGUGAUGCAGUAGACUGGGUUUUCUGUACCUAAAAAACAUCAGAAGUCAUCAGAAGAUUGAGUGCCUUCAUAUUGAAAUAUACAGUACAAAUUAUGCUGCAACCCUAUGGACUUUAUAUGAACAUAUAUUUCCUGAAUCUGCUGUGAAAUGUUAUUUUUUUUCACUCGUGUUUUAAACACAAUAGUUGGGAUUUUCCUCUUCAGUGGUGUUAGAAAAACACCAAAACCUUUUGAAAAUACUAUGUUUUGUUUUUUACUCUUCAAUUUUUGAUCCUCUGAAAAGCUCAGAAACCUGCAGCUGAUCUGUUCAGACUUUGCAUCUAUGUGAGACAUGAGAACAUCAAAUUCAUAACUGAAGAUCAUAAAUAGUCAGUCUACAGGUUUCCCUUUUGUGUUCAUGGUUUUACCUCAAAUUAACAGGCUAGCUGCAGUUGCAUAGAACCCAUAGAGCUCUGCCUGAAAACAGUACUCAGGACUUUAACAAUGCUGUAAGCUACAGUCAUAAAGCGACUGUAGCUUUAUGAACGACUCAGUUGAUCCAGUUAGUGUUCUGAAAGAAUAAAUAUAGUUCAUUCUUGAUGUGGCAAAGUCAAAAUGAGGCCCUAAUAUUUUAAUCAGUUAGUUACCAUAGAAACCUCAAGUCUGCUGGUCACUCUGGGCUGACUGGACCGCUCACACCAUGGUAACUCUUAGUCCACAGGUCACCUACAGUAUGUCAACAGCAAAAUCUGAAAUAAUGUAAAACUAUUUACUGCCAAAGAAACAGAAAGUUUUAAUUAUUUCUACAUAUAAUUACCCAACCUACACACAAGUAAUAAUAAUAGAUUUUAUUUAUGAUGGACUUUAUGAUAAAUGGUCUGUAUGUUCAGACCAUUCAGUCAUUUACCCAUUCACACACUGAUGGUGGCAAGCUAGAGGAUUGUGGCCCCAGCUGCCCUGGAGCACACUGACAGAGGAGAGGCUGCCAUGCACCAGCGCCACCAGGCAAGGUGAGUUAAGUAUCUUAACUAAAGACACAAUGACAGAAGAGGAUGGAGCAGGAAUCAAACUGGCAACCUAUCAAUUGCAAGACAAAUGCCUACAACCAUUGCCACUAUUAAUCCUUUUUAUCUUAAGAUCCAAAAGGUGUGUAUAUGUCAGGGAUUAACUGAGGAUUUUCUGUAUUUGAACUUUUUUAAAAAGAAAAAACCCCCUGAAAAUUCGAAGCCCAUCCAUCAUUUGGACAGAUUAUAAUUCACAUCCUUGACUGGUGCAUACUGCGAUGGACUGGCGACCUGUCCAGGGUGACCCCGCCUCUCGCCCGAAACAUUCGCUGGAGAUAGGCACCCGUGCCCUCCUGACCCCACUAGGGAUAAAGGUGUAAGAAAAUGGAUGGAAGGAUUGACAGGUGCAUAUGGCCAGACAUGAUAAACAUAUACAACUAAAGUAUUUAAGGGCAAUAAAAAGAGCACUUUGAUUGAUAUGCCCCCUUUUUAGUUUUUUUUCUACAUUUUUUGUUUCAGAAAUUUGCAUUUUGUUUAUUAUAACCAGUGAGAGAAACUAAUCUUAUUUUUCUGAUGAAAAUACAGAUGAAACAUUUUAUACUAAAAUCAGUUAAUAACAUUAAAAAUUUGGAAAUUUGAAAAUCUAUCUAGUAAAUGUUUAUAUGGAAUUGAGUUUAAAGAAAUAAAUGAAAAUCUGCAGCAUUUUUGUUGUAGAAUAAAUGUCUUUUUCUGUAUGGAUUAGAGCCUUAUACGGAAACUGCAUACUGAAUGUAUAUCUCUUGACAUUUCUUUAAACCUGCUAAAUGACAUUUACCAGAACUGACCUUUGUCUCAUAUUCAUAUUACAAACUUUUUGUGUACAUUUUUUUCAAUGAUGUGCAUUGACAAAGAGAAUACUGUAAUCUCACCAGCAGAUGGCGAACAACAACCUUUUUUUAUAAGGGAAAAAUUGAAAAGAAAUCUAAAAAAUUUUAGCCAACCAAUCUUAGAUAUUUACUUACAAAGAGUUCCGUUUUGGUGACUAUCAUCAAUGGAGUCUCAUGCUCUUUGUCAACUUAGAUGCUUAUUUACCUAACCGACUAACGUAAGAGAGGGUAAACGCCACCGGAAGAGUGGGGAGGGAGAGAAACCUAAGUGAGAGCGGGGAUUGACGUAAAUAACGUGAGGGGGGGGGGGGGCACAAUACUAAUAAGGGGUAAAAAACGGUACCUUCCCAGAAAAACGGGAGACUUCACGGAUAUGACUUGGUGCCCCCGGCAGCACAAACAUGUCAGAAUUGCUGUACUUCCAGGAACUACGAAAGCAACAGCUCCCUCUUUUUUUUUUUUUUUUACCUUUAUGACACUGCCUUACAUGAACAUAAAAAAUAAAUUACAGUUUUACUCACAGACAAAAUGGUUAUGUAAAAACAUUUUAAGAUUUGAGUGCCGAACAGCGCGGCUAAUUAUGGCUAGCACAUAUGAGCAAAUAAACAAUAAUAAUUCGGCCUAAAAUACGGUCAGUUAAUAACUGUUUUAAAUUGAAGGUAGGAAAAGUGUUAUCUAUCUUUUAUACCAUUUGUAAAAUCAUGUCUUGCUGUGGGUUGCUUUGGCUCAUUUCAUAUAAAUGAGGAACUAUUACAUACAAUAAUACAAAAUUGACCAAAAUUAACAACUUUCGUUGUUAAAACGUUAUUGCCAUCGUAAUUCACUUAUUUAAUCCGAAUCUCGUGCUGCUCAGAAGGAAUGGCAGUGGGCACAGGAUCUUUGAAAAACUAAAAUAACAUGUUAAAACAUACAUUUAAAUUCUAACUGUAUUUUAAGUACAAUGUGAGUGAUGUAAUUUUGGAUAUUUUAGUUUUUUAGUUUGGAACAACUUAAACGUUUGUUAUGACUUUGUGUAGAAUUAAAUCAAAGAGAUGUGAACUAUUAAUUAGAAAAAAAUAAAUGAUUUGAGAAACAGUGACUUAAAUUUGUCAUGUUAAACACAUUGAAUUUGGUUAAAAGAAAACUUAAUGAAUUGAGUUGGAUGAUCACAAUAUACUGAGUUGGAUGAACAUAAUAAAUUGAGUAGGUUUAACUUAGUAAAUUGAGUUGGAGAGACAUAAUAUUGAUUUGGAUAAGUUGAAUUGUUACUAAUUGAAACAAUUCAAUAAAGUUGGUUCAACUAUUUUCUUUUUUCAGUGAGCUUCUGGCGAAGCUUACGUCAUGAGUCUGAUGCAGGAUUGCAUCAGACUGGCAUUGAACUCAAUUAUUUCAAGUAAAGUCAAAGUAAAAAGUUCCUUUAAGUUAGAGAUUUGUAACUUUUAAAUUAAUUGAAUAUAAAAAAUGUAAGUCAUCACUAAACCAAAAAAAAAAUUAAGUGAGAUUAAUGUAAAUAAUUAACUACAGCCUAAAUACACUUUUUAGAGUGCAGUAAUCUACAAUCUAUAAUUUUUUGUUUUAUUAAUCUUAAGAUUUUUGUGAAAUUAACUUAAAGUGCAUCCUUGUUUUGAGUUGAUUUUUUCCCUGGUUUUUACCAGCUUUCUUUGUAGGUCCUCACUAAUACAUAUAAAUACUUCUUUCCCUUUGACUUCUGAUAAUUCUGAUACUCUGUUUCAAAUUCAUCAAAUAGUUCUCAUCUGUUCUAUUUAGACAGUAAUGUCAAAGAAAAAGGUAUUUAUUUCUCCUCUAGUGUUAGACCCACAUGUUGUUUUGUUUUGGUUGUAUUUACCCAGAACGUAUUCUACUUUUAGAGCGGUUAGCAUCCUCAUGUACUUUUGAACUGUGCCAGAGUUCAUUUUCAAACUGAGACCGUUUUUAGGCAGACCAGAAUUUGCUCUUUAGGUCCACAUCAGGGUUUGAUUGUGCAUUCACUCUUCCCCAAAUGAAUCAGACUAAUCAAGGUACUCGGGUAAUCAAGGUAAAGUUCCAAAGGGGACUAAAAAGGCCUGGUGCGAAUGCACCCUUAAUGUCUCUGUGGAAAGAUUCAAACAUAUAGGCUACAUUUAGCCAACAAGUCCUCAUCUUCUAAUGAUUUUGGGACAGAUUAUUUUAUGUAGAGCCUUAUCAGUUUAAUCUGUUCCAGACUUGAAAUCCCAACUGGACUGGAUCAGACUCUCAUUCUGAAACCAAACAUCGGACUUCCUACAGUUUAUUAUUAUAAUGACCACAUCAUAUCAAGCAGAGACAGACCCCAUCCUGCACCACUCUGUUCCUCCUGCUUUGUGUAAAUUCCCAGCAGGAAACACUUCACGGUCUGGGCUAAACUGGGAAAAGAAAGUCCCGAAAUUUAGAAGAUGAAGACUUGUUGGAAAAUUCCAAAAGGAAGUGAUUGUAAGCCAACAAAUCAUGAACACAGUUUACAUAGCAACAGUUUACAUACCAUGUUUUGAAUUCUGGAUCGAGGAAGUAUUUCUCAUUCUUCCAUAGCACCUUUCAUUUUUGAGCACUGAAAUCAGCUGCACAAAUGUUGAAAACUUUCUCUUUGGUUAGCUUGAUAGCGAUCUUGAAUUGUCCAGUUCAACAACCAAACAUUUAUGCUACAAUGUUUGUAUUUGUGUGAAAGUCUUAACUUUAAAUUAGUUGAUUCUCCUGGUUGGCCCUGUAUGUGUCUGAGGGUUUUUUGGCUUCAUAAUGGCAUGUUUGAUAACAACAAUUAUAACUUGUCAAUGUU
Molecule: messenger RNA, 6371 nt
Organism: Xiphophorus couchianus (Monterrey platyfish)
Lineage: Eukaryota; Metazoa; Chordata; Actinopteri; Cyprinodontiformes; Poeciliidae
Gene: stambpl1
Product: STAM binding protein-like 1
Exons: 12
Coding region: 255-1619 (454 amino acids)
Biological process (GO): protein K63-linked deubiquitination
Cellular component (GO): endosome; membrane
Molecular function (GO): metal-dependent deubiquitinase activity; K63-linked deubiquitinase activity; protein binding
Source: RefSeq, a predicted model, not a curated record